Messenger RNA from Diversispora eburnea, 3354 nucleotides. The record is from the annotation of a GenBank genome assembly. Lineage: Eukaryota; Fungi; Glomeromycota; Glomeromycetes; Diversisporales; Diversisporaceae.
AUGGAACAAUUAAAUUCGAUAUCGUUCUUCGGAAGUAUGGCACUUUUAGUUUCUUCUAUGACUGGACCUGGACUUGUUACAAGUUGGAACUUACCGAUGAUAAUUUUUGUCAUUGCACUUCUUUUGAGUGGUGGUGCAUCAUUAUUUCUCUGUGAAGCCUUGAGCACAAUUCCAGGAAACAAUCGAUUUCAGGAUAAAAUCGAAUUUUCUCGUCUUACUUCAAUCCUAAUUAAGAAAAAACAUCAUCGCCUAAUUGUUCAAUUAACUCUUUACAUAGCGAUUCAAUCUUUUAUUAUAUCAUCAAUUAUUAUUUCAUCUCAAACAAUGGAUUCAUUAAUGAUUUCAUUAGUUGGAAAAACAUGUGGAAUUGGAAUUCAUCCCACCACCGGAUUUUUUUGUGUCAGAGAACAUGGUCCAACAGGAAGUCCUUUUGGAAAAGAUUAUAUGCUUAUAACUAUUGGAUAUUUGAUUUCUUUAGCAAUUGUUAUCCCUGCGAGUGUUGUGGAACUUGUUGAUAAUAUUAGAGUUCAAGUUGGUUCGUUAUUUAGUUUUUACUCUCUAAAUUUUACAUUUAUGAUUCAUGGACUUGAUUCAGAUCGUGUUCCUUUAGUAGGAACUGAUUUUAGUCAAGUAGUUGGGACAGUAUUAUUUAAUUAUGCAUUUAUCGUAAUGAUUCCAAGUUGGAUUAACGACUUGAAUCCAACAGUUUCAAUUCGUAAAUCAGUAUGGUAUUCUGUAACAAUAUCUACAUGCGUAUAUAUUUUAUUAGGAGUCAUUGGAGGAAUGGCUUAUCAAAUGGAUUCAAAGUCAAAUAUUAUAGCUAUUAUUAAUAAUUCAAGUGAAAGAUCAAUUAUAAGUACUAUUACAACUUAUCUAUUUCCUUUAGCUGUAUUGAUAGCAAGCAUUCCUGUAUAUGCAAUUAUUGUUCGUUAUAAUUUGAUCAAUAAUAAUUAUUGUGAUAAAGCGUUUUACCUUGGUCAAACAAGGGAACAUUUGAAGAGUGAUGAUGAUAUUGUACCAAAAGCUGAAGAACCAAUUGAAAAGGUAAAAAAUCUUGAAAGAAAAUUAUCAAUGUCAAUACUUUCUGAUGCACUUUCUAUGAAAAGAUUAGAACCAAAGUCAGGUAACAAUUUAAGUAUUGAUGAUUUUCAUUUAUCACCGAGUACCACACCAAGGAGAAGAAGAUCAAGGGAUUCAAAUUUUUCAAGAAGUUCAGGUUUAGAUAGUAAUGGUGGUGGUGUCGAUUUUGUAGUUAUCAAUACAAGUAUUAAUACAAAACAAAUGGAUAUACCAAUUUAUAGUAGUAGUCCUAAAGAAUUAGAACCUUCAUCAGCAGCAUUUUUAACUAUUCCAGGAAGUGUGGGGUAUGAUGUAAGUGGUGAUAUUGGUUCGAUAAAUCGUGAUAAAGAAAAUUCUUCUUCAAGUUCAACAGAAUCAGAUACAAAAAUAUUUCCUCCAGGAAUACACUUAACAACUUCUCCACCUUUAUUAGUUUCACGAACAAUUUUCAGUCGUCGAAAAUCUCUUUCUUCACCACCAACAAUAGUAAUAACACCUGCUAUUACUAUAAAUGAUAUUAUUAUAACAGAUCCUCCUUGUGAUACUCAUAGUUUAUCAAUUCAAUCUGUUCAUACCACAAAUUCAAAUUGUCCCCCAUCAUCACCUAUUAUAUCAAUAUAUGAAGAUAUUUAUUCUUCUUCAAUACAAAAAAGUGGUAAUAUUAGUUUAUGUGAAAUAGAAAAUGAUUCAAAUAAUUUAGGAUUGUAUAAUAAUAGUAAAAUAGGUGAAAUUUUUAGAGCAUUUCCUGGACUACCAACAAGAUAUGGAUUAAAGUUAGCGAUCACAAGUGGUUCUACUACAAUUAUUUUAGUGGGAGGAAUUUUAUUAUAUGAUUUUAUAUGUUUAGCUUUUGGAAAAAAUGCUAAUUAUACUACAGACUAUUCUACGGUACCAAUUGAAGCCGUUGAUUUUCUUAAAUUCGUUAAUAAUUCACCCUCACCUUUUCAUGCGGUUGAGGAAGCUCGUUCACGUUUGGUUGGAGUAGGUUUUGAAGAACUCAAAGAACGUGAUAGUUGGACAAGAAGGUUAAAACCUAAUGGGAAAUAUUAUUUCACUAGAAACAAAAGUACAAUUAUAGCUUUUGCUGUAGGUGGUAGGUAUACUCCAGGGAAUGGAUUUUCGAUAGUUGGAACUCAUACUGACUCUCCUUGUUUAAAGGUUAAACCUGUAUCCAAAAAAUCUUCCGCUAAAUAUUUACAGGUUGGGGUGGAAACGUAUGGAGGAGGACUUUGGAAUACUUGGUUUGAUCGUGAUCUCAGUGUUGCUGGUCGUGUAAUGGUAGAAACCAGCGAAAAUAAAUUUGAACAUAAAUUAGUUCAUGUUAGAAGACCAAUCCUUCGAAUUCCCACUUUGGCAAUUCAUCUUGAUCGAAAUGUAAAUGAUGGAUUCAAAUUCAAUAAAGAAACACACUUGACACCUUUAAUUGCUACUGCUACAAAAGCGUUUGGGGGAGAAAAAAAUUCAGAUGAUAAAGAAAAGAAAGAUCAAAAUGAAGAUUUAAAACAUCAUUCUUCUUUGUUGAAUGUUCUUGCUCAUGAACUUGGGAUUAAGACUGUCAAUCAAAUUCAAGACUUUGAAUUAUGUCUCUAUGAUACUCAAAAUGCAACUAUCGGAGGAGUAUUUAAUGAAUUUAUUUUUUCUGCACGACUUGAUAAUUUGAUGAUGUCAUAUUCUGCCUUGAUGGGAUUGAUCGAUAGCACAAAGGAUAUUAAUUCUUUAGAUGAAGAUCACAAUAUUCGUUUGAUAGCACUUUUUGAUAAUGAAGAGGUUGGAAGUGUUUCUGCUCAUGGCGCAGAUUCAAAAUUAAUAGAAUCAAGUCUGAGAAGAAUAACUUAUGGCUUAGAUAUGGUUUCUCCUACUACAUUUGAAGAAUCCAUUCAUAAAAGCCUUCUGAUCAGUGCUGAUAUGGCUCAUGCUGUUCACCCAAAUUACAGUGAGAAAUAUGAAGAGAAUCAUAAACCACAAAUGCAUAAAGGAGUUGUAAUCAAGAUUAAUGCUAAUCAGCGUUAUGCGACUACCGCAGCAACUACUCUUAUAUUACGACAAGCUGCAAAAAAAUAUAAUGUUCCAUUACAAGAAUUUUGUGUGAGAGCAGAUAGUCCAUGUGGUUCUACUAUUGGUCCAAUGAUAAGUGCUAAUCUCGGAUUACGUACUGUUGAUGUUGGAAAUCCUCAAUUAAGUAUGCACUCUAUUCGUGAAAUAGCUGGUACAGAUGAUGUUGGAUAUGCCAUUAAAUUAUUUCAGGGUUUUUUUGAAGAAUUUGCUAAAAUUGAUUCAAAUGUUACUGUUGAUUGA